CUUGGCCAGGGUAUACUUUAUAGGUGAGUAACUGAGCUAGUGAUGAACCUGAAGCAGGUUUCGGUUAAUUAUCCUUAACUAUCAGUUUUCCCUUUAACUGUGAUCUAGGCUUAAUCGAGAUACACUUAACUAAGUCUAAAGCUUGUCGAAUUUCUCCAUGUGUCAUGGUCGUGGGCGUUUGGUAAUUAAUGUCCUAGCUAGUUAAUACUAGCAACUUAAACAAUCGAAUGGUUAAUUGAAAUUCCUGUUACUUAAUAUGAUAUAUGAAUUGAUUGGUGGAGUUUUCCGCAUUAAUAAUGAUUAUUUUGGCAGUAGCGUAAAACUAAGAAGUAUUAGGUUCAGAUGUCAUUUCGGCUUCGCUUUUAGUUGUCGGAUGGUAUCUCUAGCCCUCACACAGUGUGACUCAAAACUGAUUGUGUAAACCUUUGUCCCUAAAUGGACUACGUUUAUCAGCACCAUAGUAAAAGUAAUGUGUAAUUCACUAUUCAUGUGCUAAGAAUUCCAUAUUGUACCAAACAUGCAAUAUUAAAUCAAGCCACUAUCAUUAUUAUCAUUGAGAACUUAUAUUUAUGCGAAGUUAUAACCGCACAUGAGCUUUCUACACAAUAUACUAAAAGAUGAAUCUACCUCAUUACCUUUUUCUCAUAUUUCUGUUUAGUUACUGUAAACCAGUUAUUACGACAUACAUCACAACAGAGCCUCGCACAAAAGCAUACCAUCUUAAGCUUCCACAUUAAGCAGUUUGGAAUAGAAAAAGUUAUAUUUGUAUAUUUAUAUACUGUCUUUUCCCCCAGUACGUAGAUGUGGCCGCUUAUUCUUCAGUUCAUACGUACCAAUGUUCGAUAUGUGGCGUUGCCAUUCGCUGUUCUUGUUGGUUCCAUUGGAUUCAAUGCAGAAAGUUGGUUUCGUAGUCAAGAAGCAAUAUCUAGUUCAAUGCAUAAUCCUAAACAAACCACCUCAGAAGCUCGCCGAAAACGUCAACUAACGAAAGACUUAAAUACUCCUGUGAAUGAUUUGUCUGUUACCUUUGAGAGUGAACUUCGUUAUCAUAGUGAUCCUAUUUUUAAUAAAAACAAGUGA
Schistosoma rodhaini is the source of this 1080-nucleotide messenger RNA. The record is from the annotation of a GenBank genome assembly. NCBI's taxonomy places the organism in Eukaryota, Metazoa, Platyhelminthes, Trematoda, Strigeidida, Schistosomatidae.